ACAACUUUGUGCUGGAUUUAACAGAACACAACUGAAGCAACAAAUGUCGAUUGGGAAUUCCAAUGAAUCCCUUUGCAAUUUCAACAUCUCUGAAUAUGCCUGUUCCUCAACAACCCUUCUGUCAGCGGACAACUUGGUGACGAUCCUGAAAUGCCAAUUGUCCAGCAAAAAGACUUACUCAACAGAAAUGUGGAAGCUGUUCUUCCAAAACAAUGCUGCUAUUCUGGACCAGGCUCUUCUGGAUUACUCCAGCAUGAACCCCAACACCAGCAGUCCAGCUAUGCCAAAUGUCCUUGAUGCCAUUGGAGAUGUCAAACUCAACAACUUCAUGAAUGCACAGCUGAACAACGCCAGUUUCGUUGACAAGUUGUUCCAGAAGAUGCUCCGUCCAUUCUUGGCAUCUCCAUCUAGGAAUUUCCUCUCCUGUCUCAGCUCAAAGAACUUCAGUUGUCAGACCUACCAAAUUGUCAUUGAGGCUCUAAGCAACCAAUCAGCCUCCAUGGACAGAGAGCAACAACGAGUGAUCUUCACUCAUUACAUCUAUCCAUUCCUUUCAAGAAAUGACUCAUCAGAUCCCGGCUGUGUCUCAAACACCAGUGGAAGCAUGGACUGGCUCCAGAGGAACUUUGGCAUCUUUUCUGUUUUUGCAGAACUGCAGGAGUUACAAGUCCUUAAUCCCGACUUCUCCAGCAAGGAAUCACUGUCGCUGCUUACCCCAACCCAAGUGGCACAAUUGACAUUGACCUCUGGGGCAUUGAAUGACACAGAUGACAUUAAACUUGUGUUUACGCGGCUGGAGGAAGGAGACGCUUUCAAAAAUGUUGACGAGUUUCUGACGCAACUGACCGCAAAGGAAGAGAUUCCUGACAUCCAUCCAGCCGUGAGAGAUGUGAUGAUGAAUCAGACGUUCAACAUCAUCAGCCUUCAAUUCCCAGAGUUCGAAACGCUGGACUGGAUUGCAUGGUUCGAAGUAAAGCUGAUUCCCAUCCUCCCCAGUUUUAAUGAAGUCAUGCUCACCAUUGCUACCUCAAACGUCAACUGCACCAACUACCAAGUCAUUGUAAAUGGAAUGGACAGAGCUUUCCCUGAAAUGACUCAGGAUAGAAGAGAAGGAAUCGCAAGAGUCCUGCUGAAAUACCUGAGGAAAUCUGUGCACCUCAUCAAUGGACCAGCUUGCAGGCAGGACAUCCACGAUGACAAUGACUGGCUUGCAAUCAACCUGGGUUCAUACUCCGAGUACACAACCUAUUCGGAUCUCAAAGACUUCAACAUCUCAGGGGUGGCAGUUCUAGACUCCCUCUCACCAAACCAGAAAGCUGAAUUGAUACUGGACCCAAGCACUGGCGCUCUGGAGAAUGAGACUCUUGUGAAGAACGUUUUCAUCAGCUUGCUGGAAUCUCCAAGGGAAGAGCAGCUCAAUGAGUUCUUUGUGACUUUUGUUGAAGUCACCAAGCAGGAAAACAUCACUAUCAUCACAAACACAGCCGUAAGAGACACAAUGCUAGACCUGACCUUGGUGGCUCUUGCUCCCAAAUUCGACGUUUUUGAGCCAAAAGACUUCCAGCUGUGGUUCCAAGUCAAUCUGGUUGUUCUGCUGGCCAGCUUCCAUCCUGGCAGAUUGGUUGAUAUCCCCCUAAACAUCACCUGUGAAUCCUACAAUGCCAUAUUUACGGGUCUCGACCAAAGUUUGGAAUCUCUUCCGCCUCACCUCUCACAGGGUGUAAAGUCAAGCUUGGAUGCACUGAUGAAGACAUUCCAACGUUGCUCAAGGCCUCCAGCUUUAAUUGUGUGCAAAGAAACACUGGUCAAUGAGAAACAACUUUGUGCUGGAUUUAACAGAACACAACUGAAGCAACAAAUGUCGAUUGGGAAUUCCAAUGAAUCCCUUUGCAAUUUCAACAUCUCUGAAUAUGCCUGUUCCUCAACAACCCUUCUGUCAGCGGACAACUUGGUGACGAUCCUGAAAUGCCAAUUGUCCAGCAAAAAGACUUACUCAACAGAAAUGUGGAAGCUGUUCUUCCAAAACAAUGCUGCUAUUCUGGACCAGGCUCUUCUGGAUUACUCCAGCAUGAACCCCAACACCAGCAGUCCAGCUAUGCCAAAUGUCCUUGAUGCCAUUGGAGAUGUCAAACUCAACAACUUCAUGAAUGCACAGCUGAACAACGCCAGUUUCGUUGACAAGUUGUUCCAGAAGAUGCUCCGUCCAUUCUUGGCAUCUCCAUCUAGGAAUUUCCUCUCCUGUCUCAGCUCAAAGAACUUCAGUUGUCAGACCUACCAAAUUGUCAUUGAGGCUCUAAGCAACCAAUCAGCCUCCAUGGACAGAGAGCAACAACGAGUGAUCUUCACUCAUUACAUCUAUCCAUUCCUUUCAAGAAAUGACUCAUCAGAUCCCGGCUGUGUCUCAAACACCAGUGGAAGCAUGGACUGGCUCCAGAGGAACUUUGGCAUCUUUUCUGUUUUUGCAGAACUGCAGGAGUUACAAGUCCUUAAUCCCGACUUCUCCAGCAAGGAAUCACUGUCGCUGCUUACCCCAACCCAAGUGGCACAAUUGACAUUGACCUCUGGGGCAUUGAAUGACACAGAUGACAUUAAACUUGUGUUUACGCGGCUGGAGGAAGGAGACGCUUUCAAAAAUGUUGACGAGUUUCUGACGCAACUGACCGCAAAGGAAGAGAUUCCUGACAUCCAUCCAGCCGUGAGAGAUGUGAUGAUGAAUCAGACGUUCAACAUCAUCAGCCUUCAAUUCCCAGAGUUCGAAACGCUGGACUGGAUUGCAUGGUUCGAAGUAAAGCUGAUUCCCAUCCUCCCCAGUUUUAAUGAAGUCAUGCUCACCAUUGCUACCUCAAACGUCAACUGCACCAACUACCAAGUCAUUGUAAAUGGAAUGGACAGAGCUUUCCCUGAAAUGACUCAGGAUAGAAGAGAAGGAAUCGCAAGAGUCCUGCUGAAAUACCUGAGGAAAUCUGUGCACCUCAUCAAUGGACCAGCUUGCAGGCAGGACAUCCACGAUGACAAUGACUGGCUUGCAAUCAACCUGGGUUCAUACUCCGAGUACACAACCUAUUCGGAUCUCAAAGACUUCAACAUCUCAGGGGUGGCAGUUCUAGACUCCCUCUCACCAAACCAGAAAGCUGAAUUGAUACUGGACCCAAGCACUGGCGCUCUGGAGAAUGAGACUCUUGUGAAGAACGUUUUCAUCAGCUUGCUGGAAUCUCCAAGGGAAGAGCAGCUCAAUGAGUUCUUUGUGACUUUUGUUGAAGUCACCAAGCAGGAAAACAUCACUAUCAUCACAAACACAGCCGUAAGAGACACAAUGCUAGACCUGACCUUGGUGGCUCUUGCUCCCAAAUUCGACGUUUUUGAGCCAAAAGACUUCCAGCUGUGGUUCCAAGUCAAUCUGGUUGUUCUGCUGGCCAGCUUCCAUCCUGGCAGAUUGGUUGAUAUCCCCUAAACAUCACCUGUGAAUCCUACAA
Messenger RNA from Oncorhynchus tshawytscha (Chinook salmon), 3473 nucleotides. RefSeq lists its product as uncharacterized. The record is from RefSeq and is a predicted model, not a curated record. The transcript is spliced from 27 exons. NCBI's taxonomy places the organism in Eukaryota, Metazoa, Chordata, Actinopteri, Salmoniformes, Salmonidae. The coding region runs from base 44 to 3451 and encodes 1135 amino acids.